GACUGCUGCCACUUUUCUGUGCAGAAUAGCGUUUCGUUUUCUCUCCUAACUGUGACGUCACAGAAUGCUGACUCCUCAUUGGCUCAGCUGGAGUAUUAUAAAAAGAGCCGCGACAGUUCCUGGUUCAUUUUUCCUGUUUGCGAGUCAAGCGAGUGUUCGUCACUUUUGUCUUUCUCUGCGGGAUUAAAAGUGGCAAACAUCUUUUUGUUUCGCGCUGACAUCAUGAACUUGUUUUUAUUCUUUCUUCUGGUCGUGCAAAUGCACAGGGUGACGCCUGUGAUUCACACGCUGCAGUAUUUCUACACUGUGUCCUCUCAAGUUCCAAACUUCCCAGAGUAUGUGAGUGUUGGUUAUGUUGAUGGAGUUCAGAUUUCUCACUAUGACAGCAACAGCAGGAAAGCAGAAGCCAAACAGGACUGGAUGAACAAAAUCACAGCAGAGGAUCCAAAAUACUGGCAGAGAGAAACAGAGAUCGGUGUUGGUAAUGAGUUGAUUGGCAAACACAACCUUGAAGUUCUUAAGAAGCGUUUCAACCAAACUGGAGGUGUUCACAUUCUCCAGUGGAUGUUUGGAUGUGAAUGGAAUGAUGAGACUGAUGAAGUUAAAGGUUGGCGUCAGGAAGGUUAUGAUGGAGAAGAUUUCAUAACGUUGGACAUGAAGACAUGGACAUUUACUGCAGCAAAACAACAAGCUUUCCCCGACAAACUCAAGUUGGACCAGGACAAACAUCUACUAGAAUACUAUAAGUUUUACUACACUGAGGAAUGUCCUUCUUACUUGAAGAAGUAUGUGAACAAUGGGAAGGAGGUCCUAAUGAGAACAGAGCUUCCAGAGGUGUUCCUGCUCCAGAAGACGCCGUCCUCUCCGGUCAGCUGCAUGGCGACAGGUUUCUACCCCGACGGUGCCGACCUGUUUUGGAGGAAAGACGGCGAGCAGAUCUUCGAGGACGUGGAGCACGGAGAGAUACUCCCCAACCACGACGGAACCUUCCAGAUGUCGGUGGCGCUGAAAGUGGAGGUGACGGCCGACGUGGAGGGCAAGUACGAAUGUGUGUUUCAGCUGUCAGGCGUCAAGGAGGACUUGGUCACCAAGCUGGAGAGAAGAAGCAUCCUGAGCAACGCAAGCCAUGAAGACAACUUGAGCGUCGCCCUCGCUGCCACGGCGGCGGUCCUCGCUGUGGCGGCCAUCAUCAUCAUCAUCAUCAUCAUGGUCAGGCGUCACAGAAACAGACAAGCCCAGUACGAACCAGCUGGUAAGUAAAACAUCUUUUCUUUGAGCCGCAAGAAACAAAGCCGUGGUGAAGCGUCACUCACAUGGAGGUCUGAUGUGGACCUUUGUUACAAGUUUAGCCGGAAAAGCCCAACUGGAGCUGACUCCUUCACAAUAAAAGUCCCUCCUGUGAGCACACGCAAUACAAAGUCUGGCAUAUCUCACUUUUGACAGGAGUCCUCAUGAUGAGGAUCAGCCAAAUGAGACAUCAAGUGUGCUGACUCGUCAUGUUUCCAAGUCACACCUCAAAGAUCUGAUGUGAGUGACGAGGCACCUUCUGGAUGUUCUUCCUUCACCGUUUGCGUUUGUCCCGCAGCUCGCCACGGCGGCGUGGAGCUCGACGAGAACGUGCAGGCGGCUGAAGGCUGAGUAAGCUCACAUGGACUGUCUGCACCUCCAAAUGUUCUUGUGUGAAGAUGAUGUUCAACUUGGAUUCACCUGCUUCUGUCGGGAAUGUGCUGAGUGGUCUUCUUCCUCCAGGAUGCUUUGUGCACUGGAACACAGGGAGAUGUCUCCAUCGCUGAGGGACGUCAUCACACUCGCAGAUGAGAUGGAGAUGUGCUUUGUUCUUCGUCCGACUGCUCCUCACGCUAUUCCAUGUAUUCUUCUUUGGCCGUUAAAAGACUUUCAAGAUCAAACGUUGGUGGCUGUAAAAUCGCACGUUUCAUGGCCUUGACGUCAUGACGAGGAUUUCUUCUUUUCUUUCAAUGGCCGCUGCUUAUGAUCAAUAUCACAUUGUGUCACAUCUCUGUCAAUAAAUCCGUUUUUCCUCCA
This is a messenger RNA of Nerophis ophidion (straightnose pipefish), 2043 nucleotides long. Its product is annotated as class I histocompatibility antigen, F10 alpha chain-like. Gene Ontology annotation, cellular component: external side of plasma membrane. Lineage: Eukaryota; Metazoa; Chordata; Actinopteri; Syngnathiformes; Syngnathidae. Gene Ontology annotation, biological process: immune response. The record is from RefSeq and is a predicted model, not a curated record. The coding region runs from base 223 to 1260 and encodes 345 amino acids. The transcript has 6 exons.